Helianthus annuus (common sunflower) is the source of this 1315-nucleotide messenger RNA. Its product is annotated as short-chain dehydrogenase TIC 32, chloroplastic. Bases 144 to 1097 code for a protein of 317 amino acids. NCBI's taxonomy places the organism in Eukaryota, Viridiplantae, Streptophyta, Magnoliopsida, Asterales, Asteraceae. The transcript has 8 exons. The record is from RefSeq and is a predicted model, not a curated record.
CUUAGUCGUGAGCAACCGGAACACGCCUUGGGUGGAUGAUGCGUGUGGGAUGGAUAUGGGGUCGAGCUGUCCACAUUCACUCUUUCCGUAACCCCAUCCCAACCCCAUAAAACCCCCUGUUUUCUUAUUAUAUUCAUCGAGAUAUGUGGCUGUUUCGAAGACCAGGACCCUCUGGAUUCUCCAAGAGUGCAACCGCCGAGCAGGUUACCGAUGGAAUUGACGCCUCUGGACUCACCGCCAUUGUUACAGGCGGAUCAAGUGGCAUUGGCCGGGAAACAGCACGAGUGCUAGCUCUGCGUGGUGCACAUGUGGUGAUGGGGGUCAGGAAUGUGACUGCUGGCAAACAGGUUCAAGAAGCAAUCAUCAAAGAAAUCCCAACAGCCAAAGUUGAUGCAAUGGAGUUGGAUCUUAGUUCCAUGGCAUCUGUUAGGAAAUUCGCCUCUGAAUUUAAUUCAAGCGGUCGAUCAUUGAACUUGUUGAUAAACAAUGCAGGCAUAAUGAUGACUCCAUUCUUGCUUUCCAAGGAUAGCAUAGAACUACAAUUUGCCACCAAUCACCUAGGUCACUUUCUUCUAACACAUCUAUUGCUUGACAAUAUGAAGAAAACGGCACGUAAAAGUAAGAUAGAAGGAAGGAUUGUCAAUGUGUCUUCAGAGGCCCAUAGGUUUGCUUAUCCUAAAGGAAUUCGGUUUGAUAAAACUAAUGAUGAGAAACAGUACAAUAAAUAUCAAGCAUAUGGUCAAUCAAAGCUAGCCAACAUCCUACAUGCUAAUGAGCUUACAAGACAUCUAAAGGAGGAAGGAGCAGAAAUAACUGCAAAUUCUCUUCAUCCCGGGGUAAUCUCAACAAACUUGUUCCGUCACGUUUUUACUCCUCCCAGCUUUGCACAAGGUUUUGUUAGCAAGCUCAGCAGCCUUCUGAUGAAAAAUGUUCAGCAGGGGGCAGCGACGACAUGUUAUGUGGCACUGCACCCGCAAGUGAAAGGGGUAAGUGGUGCAUAUUUUUCAGAUAGUAACUUGGCGAAAACGACAAAGCUCGCUAAAGAUGUUGAUUUGGCCAAGAGAUUGUGGGAUUUUAGCAUGAAUUUAAUCAAGUAAAACUUUGACCCAAUUGUUCAUUUGUUACCAACUUGACUCUAUGUAAACAAUUAUUCACAUUGUAUAUAUCUAAAUAGAUAGUGAGAGAGAGAUGACAAUCAAUUUUAUGUAGAGAACUGCGCUGAUCCACUUAAGCACUUCUAUGUAGUGCAUGUCCGAUGAAGUGGUUGUUGUGUUACAUAUCUAUUUAUAAUUUAUAUGGUUCUUAUAAUUCUCUA